This is a messenger RNA of Aureobasidium namibiae CBS 147.97, 771 nucleotides long. RefSeq lists its product as uncharacterized. The transcript is spliced from 3 exons. The coding region runs from base 1 to 771 and encodes 256 amino acids. The record is from RefSeq and is a predicted model, not a curated record. Lineage: Eukaryota; Fungi; Ascomycota; Dothideomycetes; Dothideales; Saccotheciaceae.
AUGGAAGGCCAGGAGGAGAGCACCCAGCCCGAGAACACCGCCGACCAGCAGGAAGAUCUCGAGCCUUCCGGUCUCGAGAACAUUGAGCCCGAAGUCCCCGCCCGCGUCACUUUUCUAGACUGCCUCAAAUCACCUAUCAUUGAGCUCUCCGUCGGCAAGGAUGACGAUAUCACCAUUCUGCACGCUCACCAGCGCCUGCUGGAACAAAGCCCCGUCCUCGAGGGUCAAAUCGCUACCUUCGGAGACGAGAACCGCCGCAUCGAGCUCCCCGACGAAGACCUGACCGCCACAGCCUGCUUCCUCGAAUUCCUCUACAAAGGCGACUACUUCCCCUCCCUCAGCGGCUCCUUCCUCGAAACCGACCCCACCAUCCCCACGCCAGACACCGACGGCGUCGCCCUCCUCCGUCACGCCCGCGUCUACACACUCGCCCAGCGCUUCGGCGUCCCCGCCCUCGCAACCCUCGCCCACAAGAAGAUCCACCUCACCCAGAGCACCGCCCGCGGCGAGAUCGAAUACGCACGUUACGUGUACGGCCACACAAAGACUACGGACGAAAGCAUCCGCAAGCCUGUCGCGGCGUUCUGGGCUACACGCAGUCAUGUGUUGCGUCAUGAGGCGGAAGCAGAGUUCAGGAGCAUGUGUCUCGAAUUCCCGCAAUUCGGUUUCGACGUGUUGAGUUUGGUGCUCGAUAACCAGGAGAAGAGGACCGCGAGAUCCGAGACGACGAUUGGAGGUGGUCGCAAGAGGCCGCGCGUCAGUGCUGUUUAG